AAAAAAAAAGAAAGAAAAAAAAAAACAGUUAUCGGGUCUUGAUGAUGGGGGCUCCCCGUUCGUUUAUAUUUUUCCAGUUUUCUCUUUCCUUUCUUCCCUUCCCUUUCUCUCUCUUUCUCUUUCCCUCUCUCUCAAGUUGUUUGCUCUAUCAUCAGACUAUCCUGCUGCCGUCCUGAUGGCAUUCUCGCGAAACAUGUUUGCACGGCCCAGCGUUGUGCUUGUCAGCACGUUUGUUCUUACCCUAGGCUCUGUCCUUGCCUACAAAUACCUUACCAAGGAUGAUUCUCAAAGCACCCGGUCACUGCCCGGCAACAACAACAACAACAACACCAAGAAUGCUCAUUCGGAGAAUAAGGAAUCGGAGAACGAUCCGACCACUGUCACGCCCACCGACGAGACAAACAACGUAACGAAAAGCGAUGCUACUGUGCCGAUCGUGGAAGAAGUAAAGGAGAAAAAAGACGUUGAUGCGGCCGUGCCUGCCACGAAAGCGGCUGACCCAAGCCAACAGGCCUCAGCAACCGCACAACAGGAACAACCCGACAACAAUGACGACAGCAACGACACUCAACCACAGGAACAACCUGGCAACAAACAAGAUUUUGUUGCUACUGUUGUUGUUGCUAAGGAACAGGAAGCAGCACCGAUUGCCGUCGUCGAGGAACAACAACAGGAAGCGAGUGUGACUGAAACCGAACACAAAGUACCUGAAACUACCACGGAGGAAGAAGAAGAAGACGCUGUUGUCCCUUCCUCGCCCACACCUGUUGCAUCCUCUAGCACCACAUCUUCGUCAUCCGCAUCGGCCAAGCAGGAAGAAGAGCGAUCAUACCCAAUCACACCCUCGUCUUCCUCAAACAACAACAAGAACAAUGAAUCAAGCAACAACAACAAGGCGUCGUCGUCCUCAUCGUCCUAUUGGCAACAGCCCCAGAACGAGCCUAUGCCUCAAUACAGCAUGGGCUGGCCUUCGCUGAUCUCUAUUCCCGAAUUCCAAUACAACAAGCCUUUGCCUGUACCCAAUAGUCAGCAGCAAUCCAUGAGCCUUUAUUCGGUCGAAGCGGGUGAUGCUGUCGCUGCGGGUGCUGAUCAACAACAACAACUGGCAACAGCACAACAACAACAACAACAGCAACAAGGAGGCCGGGAACCAACGGCACGCAGUCAGCAGCAGCAGCAGAACAAGAAGGGUGGACGACGAGGUGCUGCAAAGAAAAAGUUGACACGGUUAGAAAUGAUUGAAGAACAGCGUCAGUCAUACACGCCUCCCAUGAAGUCGCGUUGUGACUAUUGGCCCACGUGCAGCAACCGAAACUGCAAAUUCAGACAUCCUGUCAGACCUUGCCGUGCUGGCGAUGAAUGUAGCUUUGGUAGUCGAUGCAUGUUCUUGCAUCCACGGGACUACUACGAGGCAACCAAUCUCUAAAGUAAUCUCGUGAUGUUAUAUAACAAACCCCCCCCCUUUUCUUUUACAAAUACACACCACACGCACAGUCCUUUCUUCUUUCGCUAUUGUAGUUACCAUACUUGCAUGUUCUUUUACACACACACUCCAUACACACUUUUUCUUUUUCUUUUCUUUACCAACACACGACCGUGUGCACACCCACAACCCCCGACCCUUUCAAACAUAAAAAGUUCUUGUAGUAUAUUUUUUUCUCUCUCUCUCUCUCUCUCUUUCUCUUCCACCUCUCUGAGCACCGUCUCGCUCUCUCUUUCGCUCUCUCUCUCUCUGCGCGCGCACAAAGCACAUACAC
Zychaea mexicana is the source of this 1757-nucleotide messenger RNA. RefSeq lists its product as uncharacterized. The record is from RefSeq and is a predicted model, not a curated record. The transcript is spliced from 4 exons. Bases 176 to 1426 code for a protein of 416 amino acids. NCBI's taxonomy places the organism in Eukaryota, Fungi, Mucoromycota, Mucoromycetes, Mucorales, Lichtheimiaceae. Gene Ontology annotation, molecular function: metal ion binding.